Caenorhabditis elegans is the source of this 661-nucleotide messenger RNA. The record is from the annotation of a RefSeq genome assembly. NCBI's taxonomy places the organism in Eukaryota, Metazoa, Nematoda, Chromadorea, Rhabditida, Rhabditidae.
CAUAAAGUGAACAUCGGAGAAUUCACUGUCGACACAAAGCUCUCCAACGUGGCCGUCCCAUCAUUGGAUGCCGCUGCGUUUCUCGCUGCCAACUCGGUGAACACCUCGGUUUAUCAUCUCGUCGCCGGUCAGGCAUCGAUCUUCCUCGACGGUGAAUUUUUGAACAAGAAGGAGUUUGGAGACGUGGUUGCUUCACAGAAGUUUGAGAUUUCGCUGGGUGUAGACCCGAACAUCUGUAUCCAGUACAAGCCUGAGAGAAACUACCAGGAGCACAACAAGAAGGUCACCUCUCUGGUCACCGAGAAGGCCACUGUCGUCACCAAUCUUCGUCCAAAUUCGGUGCUUCUGACGAUUCGUGAGCAGCUGCCCAGAUCAACGGAUUCGAGAAUCAAGGUUAUUCUCAACUGCCCAGAGGCCAUGGAAGUCGACGAGGCAAGUGUGCAGCCGACGGUCGGUGCGACCAUCACGCCGGAAAGAGUUGUCAACUACACGAUUCAGCUUGAGCCAGGAAAGUCGAGCAAUGUGGUUGUCAAGUUCCCAAGUUCACAAGGCGUGAAGAUUGGCUACAACGAGCCGUUCGGAAGAUUGUUGGACAAUGUUUGUGAACUAUAGGUAUUCUAAUUAUGCAUUGUGCUUCCUUGAUUGAAUAAAGGUUUUUUUC